AUGGGUUCAGACAAGCAGAUUGGUAGCCCACGCCCACUCUUGGGAACCCUCAAGAUGGGCAGAGUUAGGACUAUCCUGACACAUACAUACCCGUACCCGCAUGAACACUCCAGGCAUAUUAUGACUGCAGUGAUUAUUGCCUGUCUCUUUUUUAUAUCAUCUGACAACAUGCAUACGCUCAUACAUAGAUUGGACAACAAUAUCAAGUGGUGGUCCAUGUAUGUUUGCCUCAUUGGCUUCUUCUAUUUCUUCUCAUCUCCUUUUCUUGGAAGGACCAUUCAGCCAAGCUACUCGAAUUUUAACCGCUGGUAUGUUGCUUGGAUUUGCUUUGCAUCCCUGUACCAUCUUCCUAGUUUCCAGUCAAUGGGGGUUGAUAUGCGCAUGAACCUUUCGCUUUUCUUGACAAUAUAUUUCUCCUCGGUCCUUUUCAUCAUUGCCUUUCAUAUCAUAUUUAUUGGUCUCUGGUACAUUGGGUUGGUUGCACGGAUGGCAGGAGCGAGGCCAGGAAUAUGGACAAUUCUCCAGAACUGUACAGUAAUCAGUAUUGCAUGCUGUGUAUUCUACAGUCAUUGUGGGAAUCGUGCUGUGCACAAGAGCAAAUCUUUUGGUAGUAGUUCUGAUCCCAAUUUGCUUGCUUUCCUUAAAAAUGAAAACGGAAGUACCUGGAUAUCAAAUUUUCUCCGUAUGAAUCAGUUGAAAGAUGAGAUAUGUUCGUCUUGGUUUGCUCCUGUUGGAUCUGCAAGUGACUAUCCUAUUCUGGCAAAAUGGGUUAUCUACGGGGAGUUAGUUUGCAGUGGAUCCUGUGCUGGCCCGUCGGAUGAAAUAUCUCCUUUGUACUCAUUGUGGGCUACAUUUGUUGGCCUCUAUAUUGCUAACUUUGUUGUGGAGAGAUCGACUGGAUGGGCUCUUACCCACCCAUCAAUGGAUUUGGAGGAUGAGAAGCUGAAGAGGCAUAUGAAACCAGAUUUCCUGGACAUGGUACCUUGGUAUUCAGGGACAUCUGCUGAUUUAUUCAAGACAGCAUUUGAUCUUAUGGUCUCUGUGACUCUUUUUGUUGGGCGAUUUGACAUGCGCAUGAUGCAGGCUGCAAUGAAAGGACCAACAGACAACACUCCAAAUGAUGACCUAUUGUAUGACUACUUCAAUGAAAGGGAAGACCUUUGGUACCCAAACCCUUCAUCAUUUACAUACGAGAGACGCUUCUUUAGGCCUUUUGAGUACGCUCUACAGCCUCCACCUUGGUACAGUGAUGAACAUAUAGCUUUGGAUAAGCCUGAGCUUCCUCCUGGUGUAUCAAAGAUGACUGAAUAUGAUGGACCACAGUGUUUCAUAAUUCCUGGAAACCAUGACUGGUUUGAUGGGCUCCAUACUUUUAUGAGAUAUAUAUGUCAUAAAAGCUGGUUAGGUGGAUGGUUUCUGCCUCAGAAGAAGAGUUAUUUUGCAUUGCAUCUUCCCAAGGGUUGGUGGAUAUUUGGUCUUGAUUUAUCUCUCCAUGGUGAUGUUGAUGUGUACCAAUUCAAGUUCUUUGCAGAUGUUUGUCGGAAUAAGGUUGGAGAGAAUGAUUCUGUGGUUGUAGUAACACAUGAGCCAAACUGGCUUCUUGAUUGGUAUUGGAACGAGAGUACAGGCAAGAAUGUGUCACAUUUAAUUCAGGAAUACCUGAAAGGAAGAUGUAAACUUCGCCUGGCAGGGGAUUUACACCAUUUUAUGAGGCACUCUGCCACUCGAUCAGAAAAAACUAAUUUUGUGCAACACUUGCUUGUCAAUGGAUGUGGUGGCGCCUUUUUGCACCCAACACAUGUUUUCAGAAACUUUGAGAGGUUCUCUGGAACCACCUAUGAAUGCAAGGCAGCUUAUCCAUCUUAUGAUGAGUCUAGUGGGAUUGCAUUGGGUAACAUAUUGAAGUUCCGCAAAAAGAAUUGGCAGUUUGACAUCAUUGGUGGUUUUAUAUACUUCAUACUGGUGUUUUCAAUGUUCCCACAGGUUAUCACACUCUGUAUGAAUGGUAUCAAUCCAUGGAAAGUCAUGGCGGUGACAAGAAUAAAUAUAUGCAAGAACGGAAUGAUGUCUCUUUCACGGAGUGUUCUGAUCAUGUACUACACUUCUGUGUUUAUCUAUUUCUGGAUUUUCUCGACUCCAGUUGUUUCCCUCAUAUUUGGUAGCUACCUGUACAUCUGCAUCAACUGGUUCCACAUACACUUUGAUGAAGCCUUCUCAUCACUGCGCGCCAUAAACUACAAAUCUUUCACAAGGUUUCAUAUUAAGAAGGAUGGUGAUCUGGAAAUAUUUACUCUUGCAGUUGACAAGGUCCCAAAGGGCUGGAAGUUGGAUCCGAGGUGGGAAUCAGAGGAAGAGGGCCUCAUCAGCUCAGCCAUGACCGAAGCAUCCAAGCAAGUGGAGGUCAGCCUCAUCACGGACCCUGUGAGAUCUGUGCGGGUUGUUGACCAUUUCACCAUUGAAAGAACAAGAACCCCAGAUACGGAGCCUUCUUCCUGA
Molecule: messenger RNA, 2496 nt
Organism: Miscanthus lutarioriparius
Lineage: Eukaryota; Viridiplantae; Streptophyta; Magnoliopsida; Poales; Poaceae
Source: the annotation of a GenBank genome assembly